AUGGUGCCACAUACUAUAGUGCCAAUUAUUGGUGACGGAGCUUGCUUAUUAUUUCGAGCCAUAGCAUACAUAAUAUAUUAUGAUACUCAAGUUGUGGCUCGGGAGAUACGUGAGGAAAUAGUAGACCACGUGAUGGAGCAGUGGGACGACUUUUCCAUUAUGUCCUACGACAGAAAUGGAAAUAAUUUUAACACUUCUGCUGACUACUAUCCCAAAAUACCUUAA
This is a messenger RNA of Parnassius apollo (apollo), 225 nucleotides long. Lineage: Eukaryota; Metazoa; Arthropoda; Insecta; Lepidoptera; Papilionidae. The record is from the annotation of a GenBank genome assembly.